AUGCGAUUAAAUGACGCGCAACCAAAUGUAGCAUGCGUCGAUAUUACACGCGACGAAAUGUCGUAUGAGUCCAAUUGUCGUGCGACCAAAUUACCGCGACGAAAUAACGGGAUACCCUGUUCGAGACACCCGGACCAACUGUCGUCACUGCCAUCUCACGUUUCUACGGCCACCCUCUUGAACACUACCGUCAUCAAAGCCGCCGUCGUCGUCCCUAUCAAUUGUUCUGGACGCCUCUGGCCCACAUCGCUAUUACUAUACUCUGUUCCAAAAGAGAACGGUCAUUUCGGCCGACCGGUUUUUGUCGGUCGCUGCGCAUCUCCCACCAACGACCCAUAA
This is a messenger RNA of Macrosiphum euphorbiae (potato aphid), 339 nucleotides long. The record is from the annotation of a GenBank genome assembly. Lineage: Eukaryota; Metazoa; Arthropoda; Insecta; Hemiptera; Aphididae.